This is a messenger RNA of Cynocephalus volans (Philippine flying lemur), 1818 nucleotides long. RefSeq names its product LSM1 homolog, mRNA degradation associated (gene LSM1). The transcript is spliced from 4 exons. Gene Ontology annotation, cellular component: Lsm1-7-Pat1 complex; P-body. The record is from RefSeq and is a predicted model, not a curated record. Gene Ontology annotation, molecular function: RNA cap binding. NCBI's taxonomy places the organism in Eukaryota, Metazoa, Chordata, Mammalia, Dermoptera, Cynocephalidae. The coding region runs from base 195 to 596 and encodes 133 amino acids. Gene Ontology annotation, biological process: deadenylation-dependent decapping of nuclear-transcribed mRNA.
GAUACCGGAAGUGGGUGGAGGUAAUAUGGAGGCGGUUCCGGCAGGCCCCGGCGGCUGGAAGCCGGGGCGGACGCGCGGGUCCGGGUCGGGGUUCCGUCCCCGUCCCGCCGAGGUAGCGACUGCGGCAGGAGCAGGGACGUGCUGGACGCGCUGGCCCCCCGCCGGUCAACGCUGCAGCCUCAUCUCAGCUCAAGAUGAACUACAUGCCUGGCACCGCCAGCCUCAUCGAGGACAUUGACAAAAAGCACUUGGUCCUGCUUCGAGAUGGAAGGACACUUAUAGGCUUUCUAAGAAGCAUUGAUCAAUUUGCUAACUUAGUGCUGCAUCAGACUGUGGAACGCAUUCACGUGGGCAGAAAGUACGGAGAUAUUCCUCGAGGGAUUUUUGUGGUCAGAGGAGAAAAUGUGGUCCUACUAGGAGAAAUAGACUUGGAGAAGGAGAGUGACACACCCCUGCAGCAAGUGUCCAUUGAAGAAAUCCUGGAAGAGCAAAGGGUGGAACAGCAGGCCAGGCUGGAGGCAGAGAGGCUGAAAGCUCAGGCUCUGAAGGAUCGAGGCCUCUGCAUUCCUCGAGCAGAUACACUAGAUGAGUAUUAAGUCUUUUGCUCAGAGGCUGCUGCUCUUGGAGAGCAAGGGCUGUCACUGCCAAAUGAAAGUGACGUCCUGGUCACCUCACACAUUUGUCCAGGACUGCAGAGUUAUGAAAAGUCAUUUUUAUUUUUAAUUCUUUCACAUAUGCAACAUGAAGAAAUCAUAUGGUUUUUUGUUUUUGCUAUUUUUUAAAUAACAAGAUCAUUGUUUAAAGAAACAGUGGCAUGGACUCCUUUUACACGUCACUGUGGGUCCAGCAACUAUUUCUUAAUAUUGUUUUUCUUAUCCCAAAUUAGAGUUUACAGGGGACAUUCUUCAUGUACUUGUAAAUAAAAUAUGAGCCUCAGAACUGUCAUGUUAUUUCCCAAGUUUGAGUUGCCUCUAAUGAACAGGAAAUAUUCAGUUUCUCCUCUGAGAAGGGUACCUCUGAGAGCAAAGGCACCCCACACACUGGGAUCCCCCCUUCAUCACCAGUCCAAGUAGCUGACUACUUAGGAAGAAAUUUUUUUUCUUUUUUGCUUUUUAAGCCAGUCAAAUUUAGCAAUGGGGGGUUAAAUCCAACUUUAAUGAUGUUAAUGUUAAAAAGUUCUGUUAACUUACUACCAAUGGACCAGCCUGGAAGAAUAUUUUCAUACUAAUUAUCUUGGGGGUCCUCCCCUCUCCCCUUUCCAUCUCUGUAUCUUAUAAGAAACACAAACUUUCAGGCAUGAGGAGGGAGCUUUCAGUUAAGUUUUCCAGUGGCAGGUUACAGCAGAAGCCUCAUCUCCACUGCUCUUGCUUCACCCACAGCCACUCCACACAGGUUCCCGUGAGAGUCAACACGUGCCUAAGGCAGCUUGGCUUCACUCAGUUAGUUAGGUUUUCUAGUGCUUGAGCCUCUUGUCCUCUGAUCAUCAAAAAGGAGCAUAAAUGGAGUCGUAGUGACUGACAACUUACGGUGAUGCCACUUUGUUGGUGUGAUUGUUGAGUAGUGACUGCAUAGUAAGUCUAACAGAAAGUAGUGUGGUUUAGCAGAGAGAAGACUGAACUAGUAGUUAGUAUAAAAUUGGCUCAUUGGCAUGUUAGGAUUGAGUAGGUCAGUCCUCCUCUCUGAUUCUCAGUAAUAACUAUAAUUAUUCCAGAUAUUUCCUUCUUAUAGUCUGUUGAGCAAAGAUGUUCUUUUCAUAAGAUAUUUGUUUCUAGUUUGUAUGUGAAUUAUUUUAUAGUAUUAAAUAUACUUAACAUUUUA